CUGUCCCUUAUGUCUCUUGGUGGGGAACAGAACAGGCUUCCCAGAGCAUCACUGGAGACCAGACAGAGCUCUAGGGAGGACACCAUAGGUGCAGACCUUCAUGCAACCCCAGCCUCUACAGUGGAUGCCAAGAUAAGCACAAGGAGAGAAAGCGUACACCUACUCACGCUGGAGUAAAACAUCCAGGAGUCCAAAACAGGAGGUGGAACUUAACAGCUGGACAGACCAAGAGGCCAGUUUUGAGUUGAAGGCGCCACAAUCAGCAGAUCAAAAUCAAGAGCACUGGACCGGAUCACUAAGAAAAAGGGAGAGAAAGGUGCCAUAUACAUAAGAAAAUGAUGCUGAGCUGUUUUCCAUGUGGGAAGAACGUGUGUCUGGACUAACACUGCAGUGGAACACUGAGGACAGCAGAAAUGUUCCCAGGGUGUGGAGUGGUCACUGGCCAGAACCAGUGCUUUACCAAAGAUGCUGUCAGGCCCCACCCAGGGCUUGACUCAAACGGACUGGUCAAAAUGGAGAAUGGGAUAAUCCUGGGGACGUUCCCGGUCUUCCAGGGUCAAACUUACAGCAAUGCGGGCCAGCAAGCAUCAGCCAAUGUUUCCAGCCCGCUAAAGUCAGCACCACUACUGGUCCCUCCCCGUGCACUCAAACUAGGGCAGGAAGGGUUCAAGAAAGUCUGUCGGACUGAGGAGGACAGUCCCUGUCCCUUUCCAGGACUGGCCGCUGGGGUGCUGGAGAUGCGUGUGAAGGAAGGAAGUAAAAUCCGUAACUUAAUGGGAUUUGCCAUGGCACGGAUGCAGGGAGAAAAGGCUGUAAGUGGGGGAGAUGUGAGUAGUGGUGGGCUGAGGCAGGUGGUCUUCACAGGGUCAGGUCGUGCAGUCACAAAGACAAUCACCUGUGCUGAGAUCAUGAAACGAAAAGUGGGCUCUCUGCACCAGCUGACCAAACUGCAGUACAAGGUGGUGAAAGAGGUGUGGGAGAGUAGUGAAGAGGGGACAUCUGAGAUGACAGUGCGCAGGACUGUGCCCUCCAUCAGCAUCCUUCUUUCCAAAGACCCACUGGAUCCCCAGGAACCAGGCUAUCAACCUCCGGAGACCCUUAGUGCAUUGUGGGAGGAGAAAGACGGUGUCGAAUCUGCCUCGCAGACAGCAUGCAAGAGACCUCUCGGACCUUUGUCAUACAGCAGUUUCACACACUGUAAGAGAGUAUGUUUGGGGGAAGGAGUCUCAGUCCUCCCUCCUCAAUGACUGGCUGAGCCAGCGUCAAACAGUGGAGAGGACUGAUUCAGAGGAGUUCAUUCGGCGCUGCCCUCCACUCAAGCACAAUGCUGAGACAAUCAGAACACUCACUCAGACAGAACAAUGCUUUCUCAGAAGAACUGAGUAGCAAUUCCAGCCUCCAGAGGUCAGUUUGACUGGAACCUAAAAGCUUGCCUCUGUGUACACAUAGCAUUUAUGGGAGGUGAUUUUCAACACGCCCAACAUGGUCUCUCACAUCCACAAAACUGUGAUGAAGUGUGCUAGCGUGCUAUAAAAUCUUUAACAGGUUCAUAUACCAUUUUACACUGACAAAAGAAAAAGCCAUGGAUUGCACAGGCUUCAGAUUCCUGGUUGCAGUAAACUAUCUACAGCCUGUGGACAAAAUCAUUUAGUAGCAUCAUGUCACAAUCAUCUCUAUUCCUCUAUGAUCUUAAGUGUAGCCUUUAAAAAUUCACAAGGUAGACCCAAGAACAUAAAAUAUAAACAGCUUAAAGCCACAGACAUA
Messenger RNA from Monopterus albus (swamp eel), 1764 nucleotides. RefSeq lists its product as uncharacterized. Bases 414 to 1247 code for a protein of 277 amino acids. The transcript has 2 exons. The record is from RefSeq and is a predicted model, not a curated record. Gene Ontology annotation, cellular component: ribonuclease MRP complex. Lineage: Eukaryota; Metazoa; Chordata; Actinopteri; Synbranchiformes; Synbranchidae. Gene Ontology annotation, biological process: tRNA 5'-leader removal. Gene Ontology annotation, molecular function: RNA binding.